Molecule: messenger RNA, 1871 nt
Organism: Closterium sp. Naga37s-1
Lineage: Eukaryota; Viridiplantae; Streptophyta; Zygnematophyceae; Desmidiales; Closteriaceae
Source: the annotation of a GenBank genome assembly
AGGCUGCAGCAGGAGACCCGGCCAUGAGAUGCCAGCUCAGGCCAGCUCCCCUCUUUCGCGAAUGGAGGAGCUCAGCAUUCCCCCCCAUCUGGUUAGCCUGUCUCCCCUCCCCCUCCUCCCUCGCCCACACCCUCACGCUCUACCCCAAUCUCUCUGCGCUCCUCCUCCCCAUAGUCUCCACCGCACCUCACCCCCUCCGUCCCUCCCAUGUGCGCUCCCUCCUCUCUGCUGCCGCCGCCCUCCCCGCCCUCACCUCCUUCUCCGUGCUGCUAGAGCCGGGCUUCAGCAGAGAACACGACUGGGAGUACGGGCGGGACGAGCUGUGGGAGAUGCCUAAGGAGGAGAGGAAGAGGGAGAUGCGGCAAUGGUGGGGGGAAACGAACAGGGAGGUGGAGAGGGGGCUGCUUGCGGUGCUGAAGAGGUGCCGCGGACUCAAAGAGCUGCGCAUUCAGGGGGAGGGCGUCGCCCACCACCUCAAACUCCCCCCCUCUCUCUUCCUCUGCUGCACGCAUCUCACCACCCUCUCCCUCCCCCUCUCCCGCCUCCCCUCCUCCCUCCUCCGCCUCACUCGCCUCACCUCUCUCUCCCUCGCCCUCCCUGUGGGUCACAUGCCUCCCCAGUUCGCCCACUCCUCUCCCUUCGCCUGCCUCUCCUCCCUCCGCUCCCUCUCACUCCACACCUGUGAGGGUGACAUGAGCAGCAGCUGCGUGUCUUUGGAUGGCAGCAGCUGGAGUGGGCUCUCAGAGGAGCUUCUGCUGGGCCUGCCGUCGUGCCUCUCCUCCCUCUCCCUGCACCUCCCCACCGACAUCAUGCCCGCCUCCUUCUCCUCCCUCACUGCCCGCACGCUCCUCGCCGCCAACCAGUGGAUUCCGGGGCUGCAGGGCGAGGAGGACGAGGGAGACGGAGGGGUGGGAGAGGAGGAGUGGGAGGGGGAAGAAGGGGAGGAUGAGGCAGAGGAGGAGAGUGGUAUGGGUGAGGGAGAUGAGGAUGUUUGGUGUGAUGAUCAUAAUCAUGAUCACGACGGUGGUGAGCAUUCACAACUCCACAACUCACUCGGUGCUUCAAGCAUCCACGACAGCACACUGCUGCCUCUCUGCAACCUCACUUCCCUCACGCUCUCCUGCUGCUGCUUUUUCCCCCCGCUCAUUCGCCACCUCACUCGCCUCACCUCCCUCUCCCUCGGAUCCUACUAUGACGAUGGGAUAGACUCCACCACCCGAUCCUGCUCACUCCACCACGGCCUCUCUCGCCUCACUCGCCUGCGGGAGCUCUCCCUCUGCUGCGACAGCUUCUCCCAACAGCGCCUUCCCCGCUUGCCCCGCCUCCGUAGCCUCCACGUGCAAAACUACAAAGAGACCGGCGACAUGACCCGCUUCAUGGCUGCUGUGGCGCACUCUUUGGAGCGGCUGCACAUUGAUUGUGACCAAAAGCAUGAGUUGAUGCAGCUCACGGCGCUCUCCACUCUCAUUGUGGACAAUGCAGACUACCGGGAUUUCCUUGCAGCCCUCUCCUGCUUCUCCUCCCUGCGCACCCUCCGCCUCUCCAACAUCACCCGAGGCUGCUCUGAGCCCUACUUCUCCUGCCCGCCUCUCCUCUCCACACUUCAGAUCUGCUUCUCCGACCUGCCCCGCCUCCCCCCUUCACUCGCUCACUUCUCCCGCCUCACUCGCCUGGACCUGCUGCACUGGCGCCGCCUGCACUCUCUCCCGCCCUUCCUCUCGUCCUUCUCGUCACUGCACCACUUGAAAGUCACGAGCGAUGGGCCCAAGCCCACACAGCCUGCUUGCCUGAAAGGCUUUCUUCGAGGCAGGGACUGGUACGAGCAUUCGCCAUGUGACGGCAGGGACUGGCACGAGCAUUUAUGUCAGUAA